AUGGGGCUCAAAGCUCUCUGUUUGGGGGUGUUUUGGGUUCUCUUUGCCUCUCAUAUUUAUAUCACCAUUCCAGGCAACAUUGAAGAAUACUGGAAAGUAAUGGCCUUAGAAAUGGUUGUUAAAACUUUCAUAUUUAUAGGUAUGUGCUUUGAAAACAUGGGCAUUAUAUCAUGUGAGGAGCUUGUUUCCAUGAUACUCACACUGGACUAUACACAGCCACUCUCAGAUGAAGAUGUCACAGUGACUGAUACAGCAUUUGUUGAUAUUCCAGUGCGUGUGUACUUGUCAAAGAGAAAGUCAGAAAUCGCAAGGCCGGCUGUCAUCUAUUUUCACGGUGGUGCCUUUCACUUUGGAAGUUUCAAGCAGAAGGCUUUUGACUCCCUGAAUAGAUGGACUGCAAACAAACUCAAUGGUGUUGUUGUGGCAGUGGACUAUAGACUAGCUCCUCAACAGCAUUUUCCUACUCAGUCUGAAGACAGCUUCACAGCAGUCAAAUUUUUUCUUCAAGAUAAAAUUCUUACAGAAUACAGAGUGGAUCCCACCCGAAUCUGUAUUUCAGGAGACAGUUCUGGGGGCAGUUUGGCAGCAGCGGUGACUCAGCAGACGUAA
Molecule: messenger RNA, 609 nt
Organism: Hyaena hyaena (striped hyena)
Lineage: Eukaryota; Metazoa; Chordata; Mammalia; Carnivora; Hyaenidae
Product: arylacetamide deacetylase-like 2
Exons: 5
Coding region: 1-609 (202 amino acids)
Molecular function (GO): hydrolase activity
Source: RefSeq, a predicted model, not a curated record